AUGAACCGUCUUACCAUCCUUGUGCUGUUUUGUCUGUCAGUCUGCUAGGUGUAUUCCCUGAAUGGAGCGAUGGAGAAGGAGGAGGAGGAGGAGGAGGGCCCCAACAUGGAUCUUGUCCAGCACUACCUAGAAGACUACUACAACCUUAAAAAAGACACAAAACAGUUUGCUAGAAGGAAGGACAGUAGCCCUGUGGUUAAAAAAAUCCAAGAAAUGCAGAAGUUCCUGGGGCUGACGGUGACAGGGAAGCUGGACCCAGACAUGCUGGAGAUGAUGCGCAAGCCCAGGUGUGGAGUCCCUGACGUGGGAGCAUUCAGGACCUUUCCUGGCAUGCCAAAGUGGAGGAAGACUCACCUCACCUACAGGAUUGUGAAUUACACACUGGAUUUGCCAAGAGAUGCUGUUGAUUCUGCCAUUGAGAAAGCUCUGAGAGUCUGGGAGGAGAUGACUCCACUGACAUUCUCGAGGAUGUAUGAAGGAGAGGCUGACAUAAUGAUCACUUCUGCAGUUAGAAAACAUAGAGACUUUUACCCUUUUGAUGGACCUGGAAAGGUUUUGGCUCAUGCCUGCCCACCCGGGCCAGAGAUUAAUGGAGAUGCUCACUUUGAUGAUGAUGAACAAUGGACAAAGGAUGCAUCAGGGACCAAUUUAUUCCUCGUUGCUGCUCAUGAACUUGGCCAUUCCCUGGGUCUCGAACACUUGGCCAACACUGAAGCUUUGAUGUACCCAGUCUACAACUCACUCACAGACCUGGCCAGGUUCCGCCUUUUUCAAGAUGAUGUGAAUGGCAUUCAGUCGCUGUAUGGUGAGGUUCUCUCACCAUUUCUUGGGUUUCUUUUUUCAAUAGGAAAGCAGUUCUGGGCCAUCAGAGGAAAUGAGGUGCAAGCAGGUUAUCUGAGAGGCAUCCACACCCUGCGUUUUUCUCCAACCAUAAGGAAAAUUGAUGCAGCUGUUUCUGAUAAGGAAAAGAAAACAUACUUCUUUGUAGAGGACAAAUACGGGAGAUGUGACGAAAACAGCCAGUCCAUGGAGCAAGGCCUCCCCAGACUGAUAGCAGAUGAUUUUCCAGGAGUUGAGCCAAAGGUUGAUGCUGUAUUAGAGGCAUUUGGAUUUUUCUGUUUCUUCAGUGGAUCAUCAAAGUUUGAGUUUGACCUCAACAUCAGGAUGGUGACAUGCAUAUUGAAGAGUAACAACUGGUUAUGCAUCAAGUAA
Molecule: messenger RNA, 1212 nt
Organism: Eptesicus fuscus (big brown bat)
Lineage: Eukaryota; Metazoa; Chordata; Mammalia; Chiroptera; Vespertilionidae
Product: stromelysin-2-like
Biological process (GO): collagen catabolic process; proteolysis; extracellular matrix organization
Cellular component (GO): extracellular matrix
Molecular function (GO): metalloendopeptidase activity; zinc ion binding
Source: RefSeq, a predicted model, not a curated record